AUAACGUCUAAGAAUAACAAGGAAGAUUUUUUUAUCAUUAAAAUAACGUGGAGGGGGAGGGGAAGAUAAAAAGUAAAUAUCCUGCUAAUUGAGAAUACAUUUUUUAGACGGUAGAUUCGUACUGCCAUCUCUUAGGGGAUUCAAGAAUAUGAAAUAUCUUGCCUAUAUAUUUGUUUCGGUCUUGCUGUGCCUUGCAGAGCUGAUCAAUUGCUCAAAACCACCUCACAUUAUAUUUAUAAUUGUCGAUGACUUGGGUUGGAAUGAUGUGAGCUUUCACGGUUCUAAGCAAAUACCUACACCUAAUAUUGAUGCAUUAGCCAAAGAUGGAGUCAUUCUUAAUAACUAUUAUGUUCAACCAAUAUGCACUCCAUCAAGAGGAACUUUAAUGACAGGAAAAUAUCCCAUACGGCUGGGUUUACAACAUGACGUCAUCUAUGCUGCUGCACCUUGGGGCUUGUCUCCAGAAGAAAAGAUACUGCCACAGUAUCUAAAAGAACUUGGUUAUACAACAAGAGGCAUUGGAAAGUGGCAUUUAGGAUGUCAUCACAAAAAUUAUCUUCCGGUUCACAGAGGGUUUGAUUCCUUUUUUGGUUAUUGGAGUGGCAAAGAAGAUUUCUACACACAUUUUGAAGAAGGGGUUGGAACAAACGGCUUGGAUUUUCACGAUGAUGAUAAAAAUGUCUGGAACUACACUGGACAUUAUUCUACUAAUGUAUUUACGAAUAAAGCCAAAGAUAUAAUAUAUACACAUGAUAAAUCGAAGCCUUUAUUUUUGUACCUCGCACAUCAAGCCGUCCAUGCUGGUAAUUCAUACACACCAUUACAAGCUCCACCGGAAUACGUUGGCAGAUUCCCACAUAUUUCUGAUAAAGACAGAAGAAUUUUUGCAGGUAUGGCAUCGGCAUUAGAUGACUCCAUUGGAGACCUCUUUCAAGCUUUAAAUGAAUCUGGUAUUCUACAAAAUGCAGUCUUAGUCUUUACAACCGAUAACGGGGCAGCUGUACAAGGUAUUGAUGAAAGUACUGGUUCUAACUGGCCCUUGAGAGGUAGUAAAUACAAUAUGUGGGAAGGUGGAGUGAGAGGAGUGGCUUUUGUUUGGAGUCCUUUAAUUCGAGGGAAAGGAGGCAAAAUCACCUCUGAUUUGAUGCACAUGAGCGACUGGUUGCCAACAUUGUAUUCAGUGGCGGGGGGAAAUGUUCAAACAUUGGGAGAAAUCGAUGGUCACAAUAACUGGCCAACGAUUUGUUGUAGCUCUCCUUCUCAACGAAAGGAAAUUCUACACAAUAUCGAUCCUGUUUGGAAAGUGGAAGUAAUCCGCAAAGGCAAAUACAAGCUAUUAAAAGGGAGCGUUUUUAAUGGAAAUUUCGACGGAUGGUUUGAUAAAGAAGGGAAGAGAAAAGAAAAUGUCCCUUUUACUAAAACCGAAUUGAAAUUACAAGACAAGGUUUAUGCAAAGUUAUCAAACAAAUCAAAAGUUAUCUCGAUUCUCUCUUCAACUUCCUUUAAUGAUCAAAAUCACAAAGAAGAUUAUUGCUAUGAAGAUAAUCAAAAUAAGAAGGAUUGUCCUAGCCCAGCAGAUACUUCUUCCAUCUUGAAUGGAGAUUUACCUCAAAAGACAGCAUCUUCAAGUUUAGAAGUAGAUUGUGGAAAGAAACCAGAUAAUGCAUCCUCCAACUGUAAGCCUUUGGAAGCUUCAUGUUUAUUCGACAUUGAAAGUGAUCCUUGCGAAUAUAAUAACUUAGCCAAAACAAUGCCUGAAAUUGCUCAAGAAUUAGAAGAACUUCUGAAUCAAUAUAGAAAGAAGGCCAUUCCUAUAAGAAAUCAACCUAUGGACCCAGCUGGAAAUCCUAAAUAUCACGGAUAUGCUUGGAUACCAUGGAGAAUGAGAAUGAAAAUGGCAAUCAUUCCUGACAUUAAAGAAAGAGCUACGAAGAUGCGAGGAACAAGAGUGCGGAAAAGAUUUGUAUCCGAGCACAUGAUGCUAACAGAAGCAAAGAUGUUACCAACCACUGAGCCAAAGACAAAGAAAGCAGAAACAUUGAAAGCAGCAUCGAUACUUUUCACACUAAAUCUUAAAGGAAUCGAGGUUACUCUAUUUGGAGUUGAUUGGUGGAAUUUAAAGUUCCAUCUAGGAGAAACGUCAACCAUGCGAAUCCUGAUAAUUCUCGUGAUAGCCUUAUACACUUCUAAUGCUAAAGAAGAAGAAGGAGGAGGAGAGGACAAAGGCGAAGAUGCCAAUUCUAAAGAAAAAGAAGCUAGUCCUGAAAAAGAAACUGUGAAGUUGCCUCCCCAUAUUUUAUUCAUUCUAGCUGAUGAUUUGGGAUGGAAUGAUGUAAGUUUCCAUGGCUCUCCUCAAAUUCCGACGCCAAAUAUCGAUGCACUGGCAGCUAGUUCCAUUAUUCUCAACAACUACUACACCGAGUCCCUAUGCUCUCGGGCACGAUCUUCCAUAUUAAGUGGAAAUUAUCCUAUUCAUACCGGACUUCAACAUUCCAUUAUUAAAAGUGGGGAACCUACAAGUUUACCCUUGGAAGUAAUGAUAAUGCCAGAACAUUUUAAAAAUAAAGGCUACAGAACCAACAUGAUUGGAAAAUGGCAUCUAGGCUAUUCAAAAAAGGAUUAUACGCCAACCAGUAGAGGAUUUGAUACUUUUUUUGGAUUUUAUAAUGAACAAAUAGAUUAUUACGAUUAUACUAACUAUGACAAAGCAGAUGAUCCAAACGCCCCACCUUUUUAUGGUAUAGAUCUUCAAGAUGGGAUGGAAACAGUCAAAAAAAUGAGAGGAAAAUAUGCUACAGAUGUUUUCACAGACCGAGCUUUAGAUAUUAUAACAUCGCACAAUGAAUCAGAACCACUAUUUCUUUUUUUAUCCCAUUUGGCACCCCACUCUGGAAAUGAGUAUUUGCCGUUACAAGCUCCUCUCACUUAUGUAGCGAAAAACGCUCACAUUCAAGAUGCCAAGAGGAGAACAUAUGCUGGAAUGGUUUCUGCUUUGGAUGAGUCAGUGGCAAAAAUUAUCAGCGCUUUUAAUCAAAGAGGCUUUUUAGAUAAUUCCAUUAUAGUAUUUUCGUCCGACAAUGGAGGUGACACUGGAAGCUAUCAAAAAGGAGCAGCCUCUAACUGGCCAUUAAGGGGUCAAAAGGGAAGUUCCUGGGAAGGAGCCAUUAGAGUUCCUUGUUUUAUCUGGAGUCCUAUUCUUGGGUUAAAAGAACCACGAACAUCCAAUCAGCUCAUGCAUGCUUCGGAUUGGUUGCCGACUCUCUACGCAGCUAUCGAAGGUGAUGUUAGUGACUUAGGAAAAAUUGAUGGUAUAAACAUGUGGAAAGAACUUGUUAAUAAUUUACCUUCCCCAAGAAUCGAAAUUUUACACAAUAUCGAUCCUAUAAGUGGAAUGUCUGCUCUUCGAAGAGGAGAUUAUAAAUUAAUCGUUGGAACAACAGAUGAUGCGACUGCCAAUUGGUUUAAGCCAAGCGGAUUGGAUGAUAUGACAACACCCGAUUCAGUGGACGAAUGGGUGUUUAACAAUGGCACACUAGUCAAGAGAAUUCUCGAAGAAUUUAACUUUUGGAUUUCUAAGACUCCAGACUUAUGGAGAAUAAACGCUACAAUUAAUUGCAUGCAGCCUCCUCCUGAUGGUAAUGGAGGAUGCGACCCAAAUCAGAGUCCUUGUCUUUUCAAUAUUGCAGCUGAUCCUUGCGAAUACAACAACUUAGCGCAAAAGUAUCCAAGGAUUGUGAGAUCAAUGGUUGAAAUAUUGAAACAAUAUAAUGAAACCGCCGUUGAACCUCUUUCUAAUCCAAGAGACCCUCAAGCAGAUCCUCGUUGUCACAGUUUCUCUUAUGUUCCCUGGUUGGAUGAAGAAUUCGCAGCUGAUUGCCCCUUCGCAUCAUGAGAUCCUACAGCAACAUCAAUCAUCGGACAUUCUUAUGGAAUAUCUGUAUUCCAAUGAAUAACUAAAAAAAUUGUUUCGAUCAUAAUAAUGCAAAUAUAUUUAAAUAUGCUCCGUUGCAGUUUCGCCAAAUAAAUAAUAAAAAGAUACUAAAUUAUUUAUUUGAAAAAUUUGUUUCUGUAAAAUUGUCCUUAUAGUUUAUACAUGUGAAAA
Argiope bruennichi is the source of this 4102-nucleotide messenger RNA. RefSeq lists its product as uncharacterized. Bases 149 to 3892 code for a protein of 1247 amino acids. The transcript is spliced from 21 exons. NCBI's taxonomy places the organism in Eukaryota, Metazoa, Arthropoda, Arachnida, Araneae, Araneidae. The record is from RefSeq and is a predicted model, not a curated record.